This is a messenger RNA of Papilio xuthus (Asian swallowtail), 1438 nucleotides long. Its product is annotated as cilia- and flagella-associated protein 36. Lineage: Eukaryota; Metazoa; Arthropoda; Insecta; Lepidoptera; Papilionidae. Bases 375 to 1196 code for a protein of 273 amino acids. The transcript is spliced from 7 exons. The record is from RefSeq and is a predicted model, not a curated record. Gene Ontology annotation, cellular component: ciliary base; axoneme.
AUUUUAGUGUUAUCAUUCCCCGUGUGAACACUUUGAAAACCAUCGUUCGAGUACGCGAUCGGGCUUGUGGGCAGCCGAUUUCAAUAUUUUAGCAUUAAAUUUGUGUUAAUUUGAUAGUUGAGAUUAGUAGUACAAGUUUCUUAACUAAGUAUUGCGGAUUAGCGAAAGCUGGGGGCAAUGGAAUACGCGUUACAGGGCAACAUCGAUUUCGCACAGCAAACUUGACCUUGACGUAAUGAACAGGACCUGCCAGCCGUGAAUAAAGCAUCGAGGUGCAGACAUCUUCAUCAUUUGAACCAACUGACUCAGGUGAAGUAAUAGACAGGCCUGAAUAUAAAAAAAUCCACGACGAAUAUCGUAAUUUGGUGGACGUGAUGCUGGGAUCAUUUAUGGACGAUAUAGGUAUUUCUGCUGAUCAGUUCGAAGCAGCAUGUCGUAUAUCUGCUCACGAUCUCGCUGAACUCCCGGCGUAUUUCCACAAGCGUUUGUUUGAACAGAUUUGGGCUGCAAAUGACUACGAUAUGUUCGUUAAAAUGAUGACUCACAAGAAUGUAGAACUUCAACUACAGGCACUGGAACUUAUUGAACAGCGUUAUGGAGUAUUGCCGAACCUCUUUUCGUCUGAUUCUGAAGACUUGGAUACGUCACGAAGUGAAGAAGAGGAUGGUUGGCAAGACAAUGAUGACGUUAUGACCGAAAUUAAAAAGCUUCAGUUGAACGAUUCCGAGGGUGUGGAUGACGCAGUCACUGUGCCACCAGAAGACGUCGUGGUGGAGAAAAAAAAUCUUUUAUCUAAGUUACAAACAUUCGAAAAGAAAGAGGAGAUUGAAAAGAAAGAAGUGAAAAGUGAGGACAAAAAGGAACCUAUUUCGAAAUCCAAACGCGCUGAACCCAUUAUUACUGUUCAAAAAGUAGAAGUAAGCGAGGAAGAUGUCCGAGCUCGACAGGAAUACCUCAAACAGCAGAGAGAUAAGUUGUUGGCACUCAAAAAACAAGUUCGUGAGAAACAACUCGGAGCCGCCGAGACACCAACAGAAUUAGGAGGCGAAGGCAGCAGGUUUCAGAGGCCUUGUUCAGCUCGCGCGGCACAGGCAGCGCUCAAGGGCAGCACGCCGCAGCCACCGCCCGACGCUAUGCAGCUGCGCCGGGCUCUCGCCUCUAAGUUAAAGGCAGAAGUCGUCGAUAUUCACAACUAAAUUAUUAUUACUGUUUUCAGAUAUCUUGGUGGCUCUUAACACGUGUCGCUGCGCACAAAAUUUAGGUGUAGCGGGAUGGGGGGAGGGCAUUGCAUUGCGUAAUGACCUUGGGCCGCCAAGAUAUUUGAAAGGAGUAAUAAUUGCAUAUGUUAUGUUUGACUUUAGAAUUUGUCUAAGCAAAUAAUUAUUCUUAUUCAGUAAUGUACUUGUAAUUUAACGAUGUCUUAAUAAAUGAUAAUAGC